CAACCAUACGGACCGAGUUGACUUGUGACCGAGUUGACGUGGGACCGAGUUGAAUCAUAAGCUUUAUGAGAAAGCUUGCCUGUACUAUACUGUUGCUGAUCAUGCACCACAGAACUCUGUAUGUAUGACGUCUUAUGCUAAUCCUCACUGUGAGUGUUAAGUUCCCGAAACACAACGGACCUGCGUUCCUCUGAGACAAUUUGUGGAAACUUAGAGUGAAAGUUCACCCCUGGAAGUUUGUUGAUUAUAUCAUUCAUCAUGGCGAUCAUGAGAAGAUGUUGCUGUUUCAACGACACAAGGAGUGGGACUUUAGCGUCAGCUAUUUACACGCUGAUAUACACCAUCAUUUUUCUGGCUUUAGCAGGAUGGGGGUUCACCGUGUGGAAUUGGCCAUGGACACCUGCUACUGUGAUAACAAUGUUCUACAUUCAGUUUGUGGCUUAUGGACUGGUAUUUGUCACGUCAAUCCUUGCAAUCGUCGGCGCAGCAAAGGACGUUGCAGGCUUGAUUUUGCCUUACUGUAUAUGUCUUGCGUUGAUGAUGAUUAUUGAAGGAGCAUGUUACAUCUGCUGGCUAGUUAUUUUGGGCUUUGCCGCUAUCGUUCUCAUCUUACCGUUUUUGUGCUUUUUGGGCUUUCUUGGUCUAAACAUCUGUUGUUUGCUGUGUGCGAUAUCGCAGUAUUCGGAACUGAGCGCUGGGCGUGGGCGAGUUGGAGAUUUUCCCGCUACUAACACGACCACCACCGUAAUCAUGCAUGGACAGCCAGUGAUGACCCACCAGGCUCCACCAGGAGUUGUCGUAGUGUCCGGUCAGCCACAGCAACAACACAUGGUGGUUCAACAACAACAGCAGUACGGACACGUGCAGAUGCAAACUGUGUACGGCCAGCAGCAGCCCCCACCAGCAUACGGCCAGCCUGCACCAGCAUACGGCCAGCCUGCACCAGCAUACGGCCAGCCUGCACCAGCUUAUGGACAGCCUGCCUUCACAGCACCCGGGCAGCCCAUGCAGCAGCCCUACGGCUCUGCCCCACCCAUGACGGUUGAUGAAGUCAAACAUUAAAGUCUCAACAAAUUCAUGUUUCUUAAUGAGUGCAAAACGUAAAAGAAGAUACAUGUAUAUAGCCCCCUGUUUGAAGCGGAAAAGAUAAAGAAAUAACAAAAGCAAUGGGACGCUUGGUGGCAGCAGACUUACCAGGUAAAAUCCAUUGUUCUCGGUCAUGUACGCACGCUCAGAACUACGUAAACAAUGGAAAUUUACCUGGUAAGUCUGCUGCCACCUAGCGUCUUGAAGUCUCCCAUUAGACAGUAAAAACGAAAACCGUCUAGAUGCAUGCGGCGAAACCUCGAGGCCUUUUAAGAAAGUAAAAACCUGACUUUUGACUGCACCAUUGACAUUGCGAACCUACGCUAUUGAAUGGCGGUUUUUUUUCUUCAUAAUACACUGUGCGCUUUAUGUUGCUGUUUUUUAACAUUAUUAUUAAAACAAAUACCACCUAAAUAUAGACAACCCCAUCUCGAAAUUUAAUAUUUCCUGUCUCGCUGUUCAAGCUCACUAAAUAUGUGAUUGGUAAAUAAAUGUCUGAACACUCUCGUGGUCGAGAAAAAUAAAUCCAUUGAAGACCCCCCCCCCCCUCACCCCAAAACAAAGAAAAAAUUAAUAAAUCCAAAAUUAAAAUUAAAUUCUACAAUUUUGUUCUACAAUUCUCUGACAAAAAACACAACACCAACUGCCUUAGACUUUGAUCCAAGUCUGUGAUCGCUUGGUUAUCAUUGUCCCUUCAGUCACACAACGUUCAAGUGGAUGUUGCAGACAACAACAAUAACGCGAUCCUAGACUUGAAAGCUAGACCAUUUUGGGUUUUUUAGCGAUGAAGAAUUUUGAAAACUGUAUAUAUAUACAUGUAUAUAUUUUGUUUUAAAUGUUGUACAGUAUAUAAUUUUUAUUGUGGCAAAGGACAUUUUCUACCCUUGCAAGUUACAUGUGAUUUCUUUUUUAAUGCUUUUAAUGUAUAUUUUACUUUUAAUAAGAAAAAGCAUGUGUCGAGUUUCUUUAGAAAAGUGUACUCGCCUGAAUAAUAAUGUGAAAAAUCCUUCAAACUGUACUAAGUUUGGUUUUUAAACAGUAUAAACCUGCGGUGUUUUUUUUAACCCUUCGAUUGUUUUAAUCCUAUAUAAAUGUACGUUGUAGGUGAUACAAUAAAACUAAAGUGUGAAAAUAAGAGAAUAAAAGGGUAGCGACGAGUUCUCAAACUGCGGUUUAAAACCGGCAGGGUCGUGGGCGUGCGAUAAAGCCUGUAUCCUUACCCUUUAUCGCAUGGCCACGACCCUGCAAAGUUUUAAACUGCAGUUGAGGAAAGAGUCACUGCUCCUUUAUUCCCAAAAACACCUUUUUGGUUAAAAUGCGUAAUAAAGUGUGAAGCUCU
Molecule: messenger RNA, 2425 nt
Organism: Asterias rubens (European starfish)
Lineage: Eukaryota; Metazoa; Echinodermata; Asteroidea; Forcipulatida; Asteriidae
Exons: 7
Coding region: 259-1062 (267 amino acids)
Source: RefSeq, a predicted model, not a curated record